AUGGGGGACGAGUCCUACCCAGAAUGCCGAGCUCAGGAGCUUUUUGAUGAGUUUGUGUCAUCGUCAACCUGCAGGGCGGCGCUGUGGUCCUUCAGCCAGCUGUGUGAACAUCUGCAGCUGGACAAGAGCGCCGCAGAGAGGCCGCUGUACCGACCAAUCAAACGGCGCCUCAAUUACUGGAAGGCCAAUGCUCUGUGGGCCAAACUGGACCGAAGGGCCGCUCAGCAGGAGUACCAGAGGGCCCGAAUCUGUAACAAUACCACUUGUGUCAUCAUUGGCGCGGGGCCCUGCGGUCUGAGGACGGCAGUGGAGCUGAGCUUCAUGGGAGCUCGGGUGGUGUUGCUGGAGAAGAGAGACUCUUUCUCCAGGAACAACGUGCUCCACCUGUGGCCCUUCACCAUCCACGACUUGCGCGGUCUUGGGGCCAAAAAGUUUUACGGGAAGUUUUGCGCCGGCUCAAUCGACCACAUCAGUAUCCGUCAGUUGCAACUGGUCCUGCUAAAGGUGGCCCUGCUGCUGGGGGUUGAAGUCCAUGUCAACGUGGAGUUUAAAAACCUGGUGGAGCCGCCGGAGGAUCAGCAGCGACGCAUGGGCUGGAGAAUGGAGGUGAGACCAAAGUCUCAUUCCGUCAAUCAGCUGGAGUUUGAUGUCAUCAUUGGAGCAGAUGGACGCAGGAACACACUGCCAGGUUUCAGGCGUAAAGAGUUCAGAGGGAAGUUGGCCAUCGCCAUCACAGCCAACUUUAAAAACAGAAACACCACAGCUGAGGCCAAAGUGGAGGAGAUCAGCGGAGUGGCGUUCAUCUUCAACCAGAGGUUCUUCCAGGAACUCCGACAGGAAACUGGCAUUGAUCUGGAGAACAUUGUGUACUACAAAGAUGAUACUCACUACUUUGUGAUGACGGCAAAGAAACAGAGUCUGUUGGAGAAAGGAGUCAUUUUACAGGAUUUUGCAGACACUGGGCUGCUUCUCUCUCGGGGGAACGUGGACCAGAAUGCAUUGCAGAUGUACGCCCGCCAAGCUGCCGACUUCUCGACCAAUCACCAGCUGCCUUCUCUGGACUUUGCCAUGAAUCACUACGGUCAGCCAGAUGUUGCCAUGUUCGACUUCACCUGCAUGUACGCAUCCGAGAAUGCCGCUAUGGUUCGCCAACGCCACGGACACCAGCUGCUGGUCACACUGGUGGGGGACAGUCUGCUGGAGCCCUUCUGGCCGAUGGGAACAGGGAUUGCUCGAGGGUUUCUGGCAGCUCUGGAUUCAGCAUGGAUGAUACGAAACUGGUCUCAAGGAGGAGCUCCUCUGCACAUCCUGGCAGACAGGGAGAGUUUGUACCGUCUCCUCCCUCAGACGACCCCAGAGAACAUGCAGAAGAACUUCAGUCUGUUUACAGCUGAUCCGACAACGAGAUACCUGAACAUCAACCGUCUGCUCAUUACACCUGCACAGGUGAGACACCUGGUGGACACAGGAGAGGAGGCGGGUCUGAACACAGUCUGUGGUGACAUCAUCCGCCUGCCGUCACCCAGAUUCCUCAGACAAGACUCUUUCUCUCAGUCCAAUAAGCUGCUCGCUUGGUGUCAGGAGCAGACUCGUGGUUACCGUGGCGUUGCUGUUAGUGACCUGACUACUUCCUGGAAGAGUGGCCUCGCUCUCUGUGCCCUGAUUCAUCGAUAUCGAUCUGAUCUCAUUGACUUUGACUCUCUGGAUGAAUCGUCGGUGGAAGAAAACACUUGGCUCGGCUUCAAUGUGGCCGAAAGAGAGUUUGGGAUUUCUCCUCUGAUGACGGUGGAGGAGAUGUUGUCUGUCGCAGAACCAGAUUCUCUGUCAAUGGUGAUGUACCUGAGUCAGUUCUACCAGCUGCUGAAAGACACGCCCCCCCCUCCCGGUUGUCUGAGUCACAGUUCUGACCUGAGAUCAGCUCUCAUCACUCCGGCUUCUCUGCUCAGCAGACUGGGACUCAGUCCUUCCAGAAAGAGAAAUCCAAAGGUUCCUGAGCAGAAAGAAGCUCGGGGGAAAAGGAGGAAGACCAGUCGAGCGUGUCGAGAGCAGCUGGAGUCAUGUGACCAGAACAGUGAUGUGGACAGCCAGGUGUAUGAUGAGGCGUUUGUGGGUGGGCCCAGUCGCUCCAGAGUGCGUCUGAUGGCCAGUCAGCUGCAGGCGAAGCUGGACAAGAGCUCCGCCUCCUGCAGGAGUUCUUCUUCUUCUCCUUCUGUAGCAGCCUUACGUCACCAGGGGGAGCUGUUGUCCAGCCUCUCCCCCCCACAGUCUCCAGACUGUCAGACGGCUCCAGCUCCACUUCACACGUCAUCGUGGAGACCGAGGAAACGAACUCUUCAACAGGAACAGAUGAGUUUUCGCUUCAAAGAAAAGAUCAAGUCUCAGGCUGCGCCCGGCGGGGAGGAGCAGUCCUCAGGCUGCAGUGACGUGUGUUUCUUCUGUCAGAAGAGAGUUUAUGUGAUGGAGCGUUUGAGUGCAGAGGGUUUGUUCUUCCAUCGCAGCUGUUUCCAGUGUUCCCACUGCAGCAGCACACUCAGACUGGCUGCUUACACCUUCGACCAGCACAGCGGCAGGUUUUACUGUCUCCAACGCGACGACUGCCGUCUGAACGCCGCGACUGCGAGGAAGAGGCUGAGUACGCCUGGGGGAGCCGCGUCACAACCCGCAUCCACAGCGUCUCUGGGUUCAGCCCCAUCGCUCUCCUCUGCAGACUCCCAGAUCUCUGCCGACCGUCGUCGAUCCUCAGUUGUUUCUGUGAUGGCGGCGACGCCGGAGAGGAUCGAGCUGGAAAACUACCGGCGAAGCUCGACCAAGGUGGAGACGGAGCUGCUGGAGGAGCCUGAGGAGCCCGAGGAGGUCUCAGAGGAGACGCUGAACCGUUUCAACCUGAGCCUGGACGAGGAAACCAACCACAGGUCCGAUCAGGAGGAGAUCAGAGCUUCAUGGAGGGAAAAUCUGCAGCUCCACGGACACUGCCAGGAGGAGGAGGAGGAGGAUGAAGAGGAGGGAGAGGUGGAGGAAGAGGAGCGAAGCAGCGAGGUGGAGUCCAGUGACGAGGGGGAGUACAGCCCCUGCGACAUGGAGCGACACUCGGGCCUGUGGCUCCUGUUAGAGGAGGAGACAGAGGACGACCGUCCUCUCACCACUCAGAGCACCCCCCCAGCACCAGGAAGUGACACAUCUGUGGAGUCUGAAUCCAGCCCACUGCCCUGCAUCACCUCCUCCACCCCUCCAUCUGAGACUCCGCCCAUCGCGAGCACACCCUCUACUGCUUCUUUCAUCACCACGCCUGACUCUGCCCCUGACACAGACACAACUCCACCCACACAGCUCACGCCUCUCAUCGUCAUGGAAACAGCUGCUCAGAAACACACCCCUCGGCAAACUGCGGGAGGCCAGGGCUCAUUUGAUGACAUCAGCCCUGAACUGCCACAGAAGAAGCCCCUCCUCCUGCAGGUGAGAGGGGAGGAGUUGGAGGAAGAGGUGUCAGGACCAACUGAGGAGGCAGUGGGGGUGAGGAGGAGGAUUAGAGGAGCCCACAGCCUCCCUCCUCACCUCCUCAUUCCCACUCUGCAGGGUCGGGGUAUCCCCCCCCAGCUAAAGGGGCUCAGAGAGGCUCCAACCCUCAGACAGGUGGAGGUGGAAGGGGGCGGUGCCAAAGCCCUGUGGAGGGCAGUGUUCUCUGGAAACAGGAGGGAGAAGAAGAAGUGGGGCAGAACCUUACCUCCAGGUGCAGAGAUGGUGAACAAAGAUGCGGCCAAUCAAAGGAGAGCUCCAGAUGUGAGUCUGAGUCUGGCAGAAGAGUCCGAUCUGGAGUCGUCGGCUCUGCUGCAGAGAUGUUCACUGACAGCCAGAAACAACCUCCGUUUGGCGCUGCUUGACCUCACGUCUGAAAUUCAGAGAGUCUCAAUAAAAGAGGAGGAGAACCGGGAGCCGGCGUAUGUUCCUCAUGCUCUGGCUUUUAGACGAGCGUACGCCAUCAAGACACGCGUUCUGAAGGACAAAGUCCCCAUCCGGGACUCCGAUGGAGAGUCCUCAUGUCCCACGGAGGUGGUGGGGGUCCUGGUCCAGCCGAAGGAACCAUCCAGUCUGAGUGUAAAGGAGACCAUGUUCCAGAGGGGACAAGAGGACGAAGAUGAAGACCUGGAUGCCAAAAUCACCCGACGAGUUCAGAGAGCUGCUAGAAGAAAGGCCAAACAGGAACAGCUGAAGAGACUCCACAAAGCUCAGAUGAUACAGAGACAGCUGCAGCAAGUGGAGGAGAGACAGAGACAGUUGGAGGAGAGAGGAGUGAUGGUGGAGAAAGCUCUGAGAGGAGAAGCAGAUUAUUGGGGAGACGUCAACGACGGCCAAGACGUCGAGCUUCACCUGGGAGGAAUGGGUAAACUGGAUAAUCCGGCUCUGAUGCAGCAGUGGUUCCAGUUGGUCCAGCAGAAGAACUCUCUGGUUCGAUAUGAAUCUGAACUCAUGAUAUUUGCUCGAGAGUUGGAGUUGGAGGACCGACAGAGUCGACUGCAGCAGGAGCUCAGAGAGCGGAUGGCUGUGGACGACCACCUGAAAGAGGAGUGGGAACUGGUGGAGGAGCGCUUGAUCCUGGAGGAAAUGUUGGAGGUGGUGGAGCAGAGAGACUCUCUGGUGUCUCUACUGGAGGAACAAAGGCUGCAGGAACGACAGGAAGACCAGGACCUGGAGGAGGUCAUGACAGCCCGAGGACUGGGACUCAGCUGGGCCUGAACUGGUCUGAACUGGUCUGCAGUGAUGUCAUAUUGACCACAAGUCUGACUUUUUCAACGCAAAGAUUGAUAUCAAAAUCAAUUAAUGUUACGAUGAUGCCAUGAAAUGCAGAACUAUUACAACAUCUGAAGUGGACUGAAGUGGAAAACCCAAACCAGAUAAGCAUGAAUUAUUUCUGAAAAAAGAAACCUAGAUCUGAGAUAGACCGGGGGACAGUCAGAACCAGUCUGAGAUCUGCACACAGCGGCAGAGGAAAAUAAUUCUCACGUCCUUGUCAAAUAGUCACUGCUGGAAGCUUCGUGACAUCAUGACUAUUUGUGGGGCUAGUUGGCUAACUACACUUACUAAAUGCUAAAAUGCUAGCUAGCCACAAUAGCCCAUCGAGAUAUCUGGCUUCCAAAGCUGUGCUUGGUUGCUAAUCACAUAAUAAGUUAACUCUAUUAACUCCUUUGUGAUGACUAACGUCAUACCUGUCCCGUCUGUGUUCUACAGCAGCUUCAAUAAAACUGAAUGUUAGCUAAUAAGCUCCGGUAGCUUCUGUCCGCUCAAAGCGUAGCUCUGUCAGGACAGCUUGCCGUGUGACGUCUGCUUCAAAUCAAAAACUGCUGUCUGAUGCUAAGCUGUGGACUUGAUUGGACAGAAGCAAAACAAACUGUCCUUGUGUGUACCACAGAUGGUCAUCAGGACCACAAGGUGAAGUCUAGUUCAUACCACCAAUGAAACACUACUGAGUGUUUAUCGUGAGCCACUCCGCUGUCAGUAAGAAGCCAGUUUGUUAAAAACAUCCUGUGUCAUUAUUAUUAUCAUUAACAUAUAGAAACCAGAAUUUCAGUCUCAAUAAAACUUACAUUUUGUUAAUGACUGUUUGUACUGAUGGUCAGCCACCAGGGGGCGUUACUGUGUUCCUGUCAGACACUUGUGUAUGUUAGUCCAACAACACAUGAAGUUGUGCAUGUGGUGUUAGCUGGUGAGCUACCCUGUAACAUGCUAGCUAGCUGGAAACAUGUGAGUGUUAGCAAGCCAAGACAACCUAUACAGUAUAAAUAGUAUCUAUACUACACAGUAUCCAGUAUCUAUACUAUACAGUAGCAGUAUCUAUAGUAUCUGAACUCCACAGUAGCAGUAUCUAUACUGUAAAGUAUCCAGUAUCUAUACUACACAGUAGCAGUAUCUAUAGUAUCUGUACUAUAGUGUCACUACUUCAGUAUGGUGAAGUGUAAACGGUUUAAACCUGCCACUGUUUAACUGGUUAACUGGCUGUGUUAACUGCUCGUACAUAUAACUGAGUAGUUAUCUGUGUAACUAGCUGUGGUGACCAGGCUUUAGUCACACCCCUCGGCUUCCUCUGAUGCUGUUAUGUUCACCCUUGUGUUCAUUGAAAGAAUGAAAUGGUCCACAUUAACUAGAGAUUCAGAGAUUAUCAUGUUAUUACAUUUUGAUUCUUGUGCCAAAACCAUGAUCUGUUCUACCAAACUUCACCUGUCGGCCUCAUUUUACCUGAUCAUCUGAUCAGUAACUGUUUAUUAAUCCUGUUCAUAUGAAGCAUUGCUCUGUUUAAAGUCAUGUGACUGUGAUGAGCUGAUGGUUAUUAAUGU
Messenger RNA from Chelmon rostratus (copperband butterflyfish), 6326 nucleotides. RefSeq names its product protein-methionine sulfoxide oxidase mical3a-like. The transcript is spliced from 33 exons. The record is from RefSeq and is a predicted model, not a curated record. The coding region runs from base 1 to 4731 and encodes 1576 amino acids. NCBI's taxonomy places the organism in Eukaryota, Metazoa, Chordata, Actinopteri, Chaetodontiformes, Chaetodontidae. Gene Ontology annotation, molecular function: protein binding; FAD binding.